AUGGAUGCUUCAUGUUUCCGUUUAGAUAAUAAUGCCGAUGCUGUAGAGUUUUGCCCACACAAUACUUUUCAUCAUAUUCUGGCUGCUGCCACAUAUACACUGCAAGAAAGCAGCCAGCCAGAUCGAUCAGGAAGCUUAUCACUUUUUGCAGUUGAUGAUAAUUUGGGCCUCAAAUUGAUUCAUCAGAUUGGAACAGUGGGCAUAUUUGAUAUAAAAUGGAACCCUUCUCUUGAUAAAGUUGAUCCUCUCCUUGCUGUAGCUGAUGCACAUGGCUGUUUGAGCAUCCACUCAUUGAAGCCCGGCCUUGACUCUGAGGAUCAUGGUAUGUGCUCAUUUCUUUCCCGUUAAUUUUCUAAUUUUCGCUGGCUAUGUGUGAUUUAUCUUCGAAUGCCCUUAAUGUCAAGACAGAUGAACGUUUUUGCUUCCCUUCACCAUUGCCAUUACUCCUUAUUGCUUGUUCUACAUUUCUAAAUUGUAUAGCCCUUGUGUUUUAUCUAAACUCGGGGAGUUAAUUGAUUUUGUUUUCAGUAUUAUUUUAUAAAUAUUUUCUUGAUCUUAGGGGUAUUCCAUACAGGCAUGAUUAGGGGUACUUCCAUACAAGCGUGAGGUUUACCUUUAAUUAAACAAAGGUUUCUCAUCAUUCUGUUUCGACUAGAUCUCCAAUAUUUUGCGGCUCUUAGAGAUUGGAAUGAGAGAUUAGAGCUCUCAUUUGCUCGUCUUCCCCAUCUUUAUUUCUUUAUGGCCAACAUAUCUUCCAAUAUUAUAACCAUGUUGUUGGUCAGUUGAAAUAUAAGAGAUUGAUUUUUGUUAUGUUACAUAUCUCAUGGGACCUUGUAGAUUGGCUUCAAACAUUGAUGAAUAAAACUUGAUAUCCAAACCCACAAGGAAAAGAUACCUGAUUUUUCGGAGAAGCUAUAGUCUCCACAUACGAAGCUGAUCUGAUUAAUACAUUAAAACGCAUCAAGGAAAUCUUUAUUGUUCCCUUUGCAACCUCAAUAUGAUCACAACGACACAUGGAUUGACGUUGUUCCAUCAAAAUUGAGUGUUUUUUCUGAUAUAAGUCAGUUAAUUAUUGCGUAAUGCUAGAGUACCUCGAUUUCCCUCUUGCAAUAUCCGCUAGCCCGCUAACACUUGAAUAUAUAUUCAUGUAGGGGUUAUUCUCAACGAAGUUUUCAAGGAAAAUGUCAGCGAUUCCAUGUGCCUGUGUCUGGAUUGGAACCCAUCAGCCACAUCCAUUUCCAUCGGGCUCUCAAACGGGUCUGCAUCCGUGAUCUCCAUCAGAGAAGACAAGGUCCAAGCAUCAGAAUCAUGGCAAGCCCACGAGUACGAGGUCUGGGCAGCAUGCUUCGACGCCCACCGGCCCCAGCUCCUCUUCACCGGUUCCGACGACUGCUGCCUCAGCUGCUGGGAUCUCCGCUUGAGCCCUGCAAACCCAGUCUUCAGGGAUUCCAAAUCCCACAAGAUGGGCGUCUGCUGCAUCUCCAAGCCCAGUUCCAGUUCCAAUCCUCACACUUUACUCACUGGGAGCUACGAUGAAUUCCUCAGAGUGUGGGAUCUCAGAGCAACCUCAAGGCCUCUCAGUCAGGGCUCUGUGUGCUUGGGGGGCGGCGUAUGGAGACUCAAGCCACAUCCUGAUGUUUCUGACCUGAUUCUUGCCGCUUGCAUGCACAAUGGUUUUGCCAUUGUGAAGCUCACAGAGCAGCAAAGCCCCGUAGUGGUGGAGACCUACCAGAAGCACGAGUCUCUGGCAUAUGGAGCCGACUGGAGAAAGGGCCGGUCUAACCCCGCUGUGGUGGCCACCUGCUCGUUCUACGAUAAGCUUGUGAGAGUGUGGACUCCAGCGAGCUGCUGUACCUGA
Molecule: messenger RNA, 1858 nt
Organism: Spirodela intermedia
Lineage: Eukaryota; Viridiplantae; Streptophyta; Magnoliopsida; Alismatales; Araceae
Source: the annotation of a GenBank genome assembly